CCCUAUAACUGCUGUGAGUGUGGGAAAAACUUUGCUCGGCGCUCAACCCUUAUUACACAUCAGAGAAUCCAUACCGGAGCAAGACCCUAUGGAUGCUGUGAGUGCGGGAAAACCUUCAGUCAGCGGUCACAUCUUAUUACACAUCAGAGAAUCCACACAGACGACAGCCCCUAUGAAUGCUGUGAGUGCGCAAAACACUUCAGUGUGAUCUCAUACCUUAUUAGACAUCAGAGGAUCCACACAGGAGAGAGGCCCUAUGAAUGCUGCGAGUGCGGGAAAACCUUCAGUUACCGAUCAGGCCUUAUUACACAUCGGCGAAUCCAUACAGGAGAGAAGCCCUAUGGAUGCCAUGAGUGCGGGAAAACCUUCAGUCAGAGCUCACACCUUAUUACGCAUCAGAGAAUCCACACAGAAGACAGGCCCUACGAGUGCUGUCAGUGCGGGAAAACCUUCAUUCGACACGCACACCUUAUUAGACACCAGCAGAUCCACACGGGAGAGAGACCCUAUGAAUGCUGUGAGUGCAGGAAGACCUUCACUCGGAGCUCACAUCUUAUUACACAUCAGAGGAUCCACACAGGAGAAAGACCCUAUAGAUGCUCCGACUGUGGGAAAAGCUUCCAUCAGAGCUCAGCUCUUAUGUAUCAUCAGAGAAUCCACAAGGGAGAUAAAAACCAUAAAAACUUUGUCUAGGGCUGACAAAAAGGUUUUUUAAAAUAUUUUUGCUGAUUCCUACAUAGUGACCUUUAAGCCUAUUUGCACUAUUUGUCAUCGUAGUCUCCCAGGUCCUUCCAGGUGAAAGGCCCACUUUGCAGCACACUUUUGGGAUGAAUCCUGUGGUCGUUUCUGUCAGCUCCUUUGUUCUGAGACAAUUCUAUAAUAAUAAGACAGCACUGAAUGAUGCAGGUUUGACUAGAUCAGAGGGGAGUGUGAUGGGAGAAUCUAUUAUUCUGAUUCUGAAUUAUCCAAUGCAACCUUCUCUGGAAUUUCACUUUAUGUGAAACUGGAAGUGUCUUUUACCUCUUAUGUGAUAUGAGUUUUUCCUCUCUUUCCUGAAGGCCGUUUGGUCACACAACUGGAUAUUACUUUUGUUUGACAGACUGUAACUCAGAUUUAUUGGGAACUUUGAGACAAAUAACCAGCUGCUAAAACACUCAUUUCUCACUUUAUUUUAGCUUUUCCCCCACCCCUCCAUGAUGACAUGGAGAAAGUUCAACUGCAGUUCAGUAAACAGGAGAAACUACGUCAAGUUAUUGGACAUGAUAGAAAGGAAACCGAAGUAUUCUUAUAACGCUCCAGUAUGAAACGGUGAACAGCAGCACACCCCAAAUUGUGCAACUAAUGGAAGUAACUAGGUAUGAUCACAGUGUUGUUCAAUUGCUUAAGUCAAUAUUGUCUCAGAUAAUCCCUGGAGAGAAUUCCACAGUAAGGGAUUUAGGAGGAGGCAAAAUACCCAUGUAUUUGGUUCCCAAACAGUUGAGACCUAGUACCUACAAGAUCUCUUAACUAAUCCUAUGAUUUAGGACACAUUGUCCCUAACUACAUAGAUGUGGAGGAAGCAGAAGUGGUGUUCUUGUUGAACUCAGCCUUUGUAGUGCACGUGUAUCCAAUUAACUGAGUGUUGAAUGUGACAUAGCUGCAGAAAACUAAUUAUUUUCAAAUAGAACUCCCCCCCCUCCACCUUUGGUAGAUUAGAGAUUCGGAUCCAGGCCUGUAUCUAGUUCUUAACUUCGAUCUGUGCCAACAGAUUAAAGAAACAAACACUUGUUGGCCAUUUGUUACUAACACUGCUGAGAUUUUUGGUGGUUUGGUAAAGGAUUCUGCUCCAGAGAAGUAUAAGUUUACUCUGACCAAGGCCAAGAAUUUGGCAAGAACUCAGGUCAAAAAAGCAUUCACACUAGAGAAGAAAGCUAUGGUGGACUAUGGUCCAGGUAAAACUGUUUUUAAAACAUCCUUCGCUAGUGCAGUGGCAUUGACUACUGUCUCAGUUGCGAACAACAGCUCGAUUGGGAACAAUUGUCCUUUACCAUCUGGAUCCAAAGUUUCAAGAGGCAAAGAAAGAAGCAGUUGGUGCCUUCAGAGGACAUUCCUUCCCAUGGAUGCCAAUCUUGCUGCUUUGUUGGACAUUGAAGACUUUUAUGAUAUUCAAGUGCUGAUAACCAAUGAGGGAAUUGACGUGUCAGCCUCUAGCUCUGACCUGAGUCCUGAUUCUAUGCUUUUGUUUGCUCUUGUGUCUUAUGCAUUUGCAUCCCUUCUCAUCCACCUCCUGCUACUUUGAAAGAUUAAAAUGUGGGAAAAGGUGCUUGUUCUCAUGAUACAAACUUUCCCAUGUAGUGCAAGACCCCUUUCCACAAAUUGUGGCAGAAGGUCCAGCCACAAACAAACUCACAGAAGUAGCAGGCCCGUUUUGGGAUAAGCUACAGCUUUAUACAAGGGUUCACUUGGUGGAAGUAGGGAUUAAAAGAAACCUAACGUGUAUGAUAAGAUUGUGCAAUCUUUGACCCCGUUGUUACCAAUGAAAACAAAAUUAAAUAUGAAGUUUAGUGGUUAAAGAGUAAAGAUUAAUUAUAUGACAAUCUAAUUUAGAUUGUAAAACUGAAA
Mauremys mutica (yellowpond turtle) is the source of this 2601-nucleotide messenger RNA. Its product is annotated as zinc finger protein 3-like. The transcript has a single exon. The annotation marks the transcript as partial. The record is from RefSeq and is a predicted model, not a curated record. NCBI's taxonomy places the organism in Eukaryota, Metazoa, Chordata, Testudines, Geoemydidae. Gene Ontology annotation, molecular function: DNA-binding transcription factor activity, RNA polymerase II-specific; RNA polymerase II cis-regulatory region sequence-specific DNA binding. Gene Ontology annotation, biological process: regulation of transcription by RNA polymerase II.